This is a messenger RNA of Solenopsis invicta (red fire ant), 2180 nucleotides long. RefSeq lists its product as uncharacterized. NCBI's taxonomy places the organism in Eukaryota, Metazoa, Arthropoda, Insecta, Hymenoptera, Formicidae. The transcript has 2 exons. The record is from RefSeq and is a predicted model, not a curated record. The coding region runs from base 364 to 1758 and encodes 464 amino acids.
AAAUUACAACGCGUUUUGUCGGGCAGUGCACAGGCGUGCGCUUGUCCUUUCUGAAGCGGCGCGCCGGUAGAAGGAUCGGACUAUUAGAUAACGAUUUCUUUUGUCUUAGAUGGUGCUGUAAGCAUUUCUUUGUUACGCAUGCAUCAAAAACGCGUUCUCUGAUGCGCGUUUGUCGGGCCUAAAAUAGGCUAUUCAUGCGCUUGUGUGAAUCGUUGUUAUGGUAACGAUAACUCGACUUCGCCUCGUGCAGCAAACUUCACGCUCGUCAUGAAUAACAUCCAUUACACAGUUGCCGUUUGCUCACUUAUUUGACAUCGGUUGCGUGUUACGGACGUGAUUAUUGUUUCUCUUGUUUUGAGCACGAUGAAUAGACGUAAAAGUUCUCGAAAGUCACAGCAAGAAAACAUGUUUCGAAAAGAUUUUACACGCAAGCGAAAAAUGCCACCCAAUAAGUGGCAAGCCGAGAGUGAAACCGCAACGACAAAAAGUUCAGCGAAGAAACUGCAGAGACUCAGCGACGUACUUGUGCCUGAAGACGACAAUUUAAAUUAUAGAAUUUUGGACUUCAAUUCGGUGUUUGCUGAAAUUUCGCAGCAUGUAAAGUGCAAACAAUGUGGUGGUAACGUUAAAUUUCAAACGGAAAGUACGCGAGGGCUGGGCUUCAAGAUCUUGGUGUGGUGUGAAGAUUGUCAGCCAACUAGAAUUCUUUCAUGCCCAAAAAUUGGUUCGGCAUACGGAAUUAAUCGUCGAUUUGCUUUUACGAUGCGGUGUUUAGGCCAUGGAUCAACCGGUGAACGCAAAUUUUGCGGUUUAAUGGACUUGCCUCCUCCCGUUGCUCAGAAUACGCACGACAAAAUCCAAAAAAAUAUUUGCACAGCAUCUAAGGCGAUCGCUGAGGUAUCUAUGCGAAACGCAGUUGAAGAAGAGCAAUUACGAAUGAGCUUGGAAGAAGAAAAAGAAAAUGUUACGGAAUUAGCUGUUUCGGGGGAUGGAACGUGGCAGAAGCGCGGGUUUUCUUCUUUAUUCGGCGUUUGCAGUCUUAUCGGCGUGCAUUCGAAAAAAAUCAUCGACGUCAAUGUGAAAUCGUCCUACUGCAAACAAUGCGAAGUGUGGGCAAAGAAGAAAGGCACCGAGGAAUACGACGAGUGGAAGAAAGAACACGGAGACAACUGCCACCUCAAUCAUCAAGGUUCAGCGGGAAAAAUGGAAGUAGACGCCGUCGUAGAAAUGUUCAAAAAAUCGGAGGAACAGUACAACGUGAGAUAUAUCAACUAUAUUGGUGACGGCGAUUCGAAAACAUAUAAAGGUAUUGUUGAAUCCAAGCCAUACGGGGAAAACGUGCAAAUAAGAAAAAAAGAAUGCAUUGGUCAUGUUCAGAAGCGAAUGGGCACGCGACUUCGGCAAACCAAAAAAAAUCACAAAGGCAUUGGAGGUAAAAAUAAGCUAACAGCAAAGAUGAUCGACAAACUCGCUCUCUACUAUGGUCUUGCGAUUCGAAGAAAUUUUGAUUCAGUAAAAAAAAUGCGAGAUGCGAUAUGGGCUACCUUUUAUCAUUAUAGCUCGUCUACGAAAAAUCCGCAACAUCAACUUUGUCCCGAAGGCUCCGAUUCGUGGUGCGAGUGGCAAAAAUCAAAGGCUAACAAUACUUUGCACGAAUACAAGCAAAGUUAUAAAACUUUACCCGAUGACGUUUUAAAUGCAAUCCGUUCUAUAUAUGAAGAUUUGUCCAACAAUAAUUUGUUAGAGCACCAAAGAUAAUAAACAGCAGCGCUGAAGUCGUUCAAAUAGCGACCUAUAUUGCUGUUUGUUUAUUCAACGAAGGUACAACAUCAUUAUUACAAAUAAUGAAGACAAUGGGAAUGAGGAUUGGACGGAACGUGGUUCAAUUCGCAGUACAGAGCGACUCCCAGCGAUGUAACCAAGCGAACGUCCGGGCACAGCACGCGACGCGGGAAGCCCGUAUAAGUCGCCGCCUCGCUAAAAAUGAUCAAAUGGAGGCAAAUCUUGAGCAGGAAGGUUCCUUGUAUGGCCCAGGAAUUGACGAUGACGUAUAAACGGGCAAGGAGAAAUCGUUGUAACCGCGGAAUCAUGUAUGACGUGCACGGCUGACUACACGACAGUGAAGUGGGAGGAUUUUCCAACAAAAUUACUCUAAUAAAAUUUUUAUGAGAAUUACAAAA